GACAUAUGAAUAUUAUAUGUCAGGUACUUUAUUGUAUCACAAAGCUUUUAUAUACAAGGUUUUAUAUACUUUUAUAUUAUACAAAAAAGAAAAAAUAUGCAUAGGGCACCACGUCUAACCUUAACUGUGCCCAAUAAAGCAGCAAGAAGAGUAAUAGCUCCUUAUGUGAAAGUUAUAAGGAAAAAAUAUAAAGCUCCAGUUCUACCAGAAAGCAAAUUAUUCAAGAAACAUCUUGAAAGAAAGCCAAGUGUUCUUCUAAGAGAUUUAACGAGUUUUCUAUCAGACAAUGUGGAUUUACCAUCACUUUUACAUGAAUCUGCAGAUGUAUUGAAGGUAACAACACAUGCUCAUGGAGUAUCAUUAUAUUUAGUGGAGUCUGCUACUGGUGAGAUCUACCAGAGUCAAAGAUAUUUCGAUAUACCAGAACCUAGGGUUCGGUGGAAAGUUGAAGAGGGUACGAUUGUUGCGGCACAUGUAGCUUCAAAAAAAGAGCUUGUGAUGAUAGAUGAUAUCCUUCAAGACGAGAGGUUUCCAAUGGGCAUUGGACAAAAAGAUCAGCUCACCAAGUCUGUACUCUGUGUACCUAUUGUCACACCAGAUGGCGAAGUCAACGCAGUCAUAGAACUGUUCAGGGACACAUCGCAAGACCCUUUCGAAGAUAAAGACCUGAAAAUAGCUACUUUAAUCACUGGAUGGAUGGGUGCAGCAAUUUACCAGAAUCUCCAGAGGGUUGCUGUUCAUAAGAAACAAGAACUAAACGAUUAUCUGCUGGCAUUGACAAAAGUUUUUCUUGAGGACUUUGUUCCUACAGAUAAAAUGAUCUCAGAGUUGGUGAAAUUUGUGAAAGUGACUUUGUUGGCAGAAAGGAGUUCUUUCUAUUUGAUAGAUAAAGAAAGUGAUGAACUAGUAGCAGAUAUUUACGAAAAAGGAAUUGAGGAAACAGAAGGUAUUAAUAGAGUGAACAAGGUUAAGUUAGUUGGUAAAGAAAAAGAGAUAGUUGCAUCUGUUGCCAAAACUGGCAUCACUGUCAACAUCAAAGAUGCAUUUACUGAUCCUAAAAUUGGAAAGGAAAUCGAUGUAAAAACUGGCUUCAUUGUUAGAUCUGUUCUUUGCAUUGCCGUUAAAGGACAAAACGAAAUUCUAGGUGUUAUCGAGGUUGUGAAUAAAAAAAAUGGUUGCUUCACCAGGUCCGAUGAGAUACUGUUUGAAGUGUUUGCAACUUAUUUUGGUUUAGUGUUACAAUUCAGUAACCUUUAUGAAAAAGUAAAAAAACAGGAAAAAAUUAACGAUGUUACUAUUUCUCUACUGAAUAGGCAAGUUGCUCCUUGCAUUCAUGAUUAUAAUCAUUUCAUGAAGAAUUUGAAUGUUAAACUACCUAGUACAUUUGCAGAAUUCAAAUGGUAUAUCCCAGAAGAUCUAGUGGAUGAAAUACCAUUAUUAGUUUACGCAACAGUGAGAGAAUUUUCCGAACCAGACGAGCUUAAUUUGAGCAACUUCUGCAAAUUCGUCUUGGCGAUCAGAAAAUUUGGUAGAAACCUACCUUUUCACAACUUAGAACAUGCUUUCGAUUUUACCCACACUAUGUACUGCAUCCUGAAAAGAAACGAAUCACUAUUCACUCCUUUAGAGAUUAAAAUGCUGCUCAUAACAGGUAUUGGACAUUGCAUCGACCGAACUACAACUACGAACGAAUUUUUAGUAUUGAUGAAUCACGAGAUUGUGCAACUGUUUCCCAAAUCACCCUGGCAAAACUAUCAUGCCAUGAUCAUUAGCAAGCUCCUUGAGCAAUUCCCUAUCUUCAAUAACAUGCCUAAACCAGAAUACAAGAAGUUUAUUGAUGAUGUGAAAAAAUUAAUAGUACGUUGUGACUUGCGUGCUAACUUUCUCAAGUCCUUCAGAGAUCUGAAGCAGAUAAUAAUUACAAGAACGUUUGAUAAUGAAGAUCCAAAACAACAUGAAUUAUUGGUAACCCUUUUAUUGGCCUGUGGUGAUAUGAGCCUCUUUGCCAAACCUUAUCUGGUAGCAAGAAAAUUAACACAGAGUUUUUACGCUGAACUAUACGAGGAAGCAGAGAAAAUCAAAGAAUUAAGGCCUAAUUGUAUUUUGAUGAGCUCAUACGAUAAAGAACAUUACAAUUUUAUGCCUGAACAACAAGUGAAUUUGCUCAAUAGUUUUGUGGUGCCAAUAGUGAGUAGUUUGCAAUUUUUUCUUCCCAACACUGCUGAUAUGUUCAACCAAGUCAUAGCAUUGAGAAAAACAUGGCAAGACAUAAUUGAACUACGAGGAAGAAAAAUAUGGAAACAAGAAGAUUCAUACAGAAAAAAGAGAAUUAGUUUCAGUACUGUCAAGAAGUCUUUUUGUGACCUAUGUUUUUACGAAUUCAAGUCUAUUAUGUUUAGGAGAAAAUGUUUGUCAUUAUUCCCCAACACUGUCAAGGCAAAAAAAGUUGUGGCACCUUACAAUGGUAAAGCUAUGAGAAGAAAACUAAGAGCUACAAAACUAGAAAGUGAUUCAACCAUCCUUAAAGGACAAAGAAGCCAAACCAGCGUUCAUCUAAAGAAUUUGAAUGAUUUCUCUUCCAAAAAUCCUCAGCUCCAUGCGUUACUGCUUGAAGCAGGACAAGUCUUGAAGAAUUCUACUGAUUCUGACGGUGUAUCAGUUUAUAUGGUAGAUAGGGUCCAAAAUGAAAUAUAUUUGCUGACUGGGGAUGAGCAUGACAUAUUUCUGUCUCGUUAUCGUUUUGAAAUAAAACGAGGCUUUACAGUUGCAACUCAUGUGGCUUUCAACAAGGAAAAUGUUAUGGCGGAAAACUUUCUACUAGAUUCCAGAUUUCCAGAAGGACUUGGUUUUCAAUACGAUAAUGCAGAAUCAGUGUUAUGUGUUCCUGUGGUAACGCCAGAUGGAGAAUGCUAUGCUGUGUUUGAACUGGUCAAAGAAGACGAUAAAGAUCCGUUCAACAAAGAUGAUCUCAAGGUUACAAUAGUGGUAACAGGAUGGAUGGGCGCUGCUAUUCACCAGAAUCUCCAAAGGAUAGCCAUGUUGAAACAGGAAGCUCUUCACAGUUACCUAUUAAACGUUACCAGUAAUUUUUUCAACGAGAAAAUUGACACCACUAAAAUGGUAUCAGAUUUUAUGAAUUUCACCAAAGAAACCUUAGAAGUUACUAGAGGUACAUUCUUCCUUAUUGAUAAAGAUUGUGCUGAUCUCACAGCGGAAGUAUUUGAAGAAGGAUUAAGCACAGACAGUAAUAUGUAUGUGAAGAAGAAUCUCAAGGCAAAACUCUUACAUAAAGACAGGGGUAUCACCACUUUAGUAGCAAGGACGAAUAAAAUGGUUAAUGUAAAAGAUCCAGUAAGAGACAGAAGAAUAGGUAAUGAACAUGAACUUAGAACUGGUAAAACCAUCAAGACAUUACUCUGCUUGCCUAUAAUCAGUACUAACGGACUUGUAGGAAUUUUUCACUUAUUAAAUAAAAAGUACGGAAUUUUCACAAGAGCUGAUGAAAGCACACUCAAAACGUUUGCCAAAUAUGUUUCUUGCUGUCUCCAAUACAAUACAGAGUUAAAACGAUUGCAAAAAGCAGAGAUGAAAUACAGCAUAUAUGGAGGGCAUUUGAAACGAUUAAUGAAGCCAUGUGUACAUGAGUAUGAAUAUUCAUUAAGAACUAUGAGUACUAAAGUACACAAUUUGCUUGAUUUCAAAUGGUAUAUACCUGAAGCAAUAGCCAGCGAUUCACCUCAAAUAGCUGUUCACAUGGUAAAAGACUUGUGUGAUGAUGGCAAUCUUAAUCAUGACAACCUGGUUAAAUUCAUGCUGACAGCAAGGCGGUUGUACAGGAACGUACCGUAUCACAAUUUCGAUCAUGCUUUCAAUUUCAUGCAUUGCAUGUACAACAUCUUGAAGAGAAACAAAUCAACUUUCAGCACCUUUGAGAUGAAAGUUCUUUUAAUUUCCUCCAUUGGACAUGAUAUAGAUCAUAGCGGAUACACCAAUAAUUUUUUGCAUGAGACUGAUGAUAUCUUGUUCCAACUUUACCAAGAGUCCACCUGGGAAAAUUAUCAUUUCUUAUUGACAUCCAUGUUGUUCGAUCAAUUUCCAAUAUUCAAUACAACUCCUAGAAAUUACAAAGUACUCAUGAAAGAAAUGAAGGAGGCAAUUUUGGCAACAGAUCUUCAGAGAUAUUUCAAAAAUAGCAAGACUUUGAUACCUCUGAUUAGAGAUAAUAAUUUUGAUGCAGCUAACACUGAGCACCGAUAUCUUAUGAAGGCAGUGAUGAUGACUGUCUCAGAUUUAUCUGGGCAAUGUAAGCCUUAUCCUGUUGCUAAACGUCUAACCGAUAAUGUUUAUAGAGAGUUUUAUGAUGAAGGUGACAAAUACAAACUGCGUGGCUUGAGAGCAUUGCCGUUGAUGGAUAGAGAUAAACAGAAUCAAAUACCGGAAGAACAGAUACAAUUCCUAUCGUUUGUUGUACUACCGGCAACUAGAAUCUUGGAGAGCUUGUUAACAAACAUUGACUUAAGUAAGGACUGCACGGCUCUGCAAAAAGCCUGGCAUGAUGCACAAAAUGAAAGGGAUAAAAAAUUGAAGAAAAAAACACAUUCUUUUAUGUAAGAUGUCGGUUUGUAAUGAUGAUUCUUUGAUUAUGUCGAAAUCAUACUGGGCAGUGAUUUUUUU
Molecule: messenger RNA, 4674 nt
Organism: Harmonia axyridis
Lineage: Eukaryota; Metazoa; Arthropoda; Insecta; Coleoptera; Coccinellidae
Product: cGMP-specific 3',5'-cyclic phosphodiesterase-like
Exons: 22
Coding region: 97-4611 (1504 amino acids)
Biological process (GO): signal transduction; negative regulation of receptor guanylyl cyclase signaling pathway
Molecular function (GO): protein binding; 3',5'-cGMP-stimulated cyclic-nucleotide phosphodiesterase activity
Source: RefSeq, a predicted model, not a curated record